Capsicum annuum is the source of this 1758-nucleotide messenger RNA. Its product is annotated as fatty acyl-CoA reductase 3. The transcript is spliced from 10 exons. Gene Ontology annotation, biological process: long-chain fatty-acyl-CoA metabolic process; suberin biosynthetic process. NCBI's taxonomy places the organism in Eukaryota, Viridiplantae, Streptophyta, Magnoliopsida, Solanales, Solanaceae. Gene Ontology annotation, cellular component: intracellular membrane-bounded organelle. The coding region runs from base 119 to 1588 and encodes 489 amino acids. The record is from RefSeq and is a predicted model, not a curated record. Gene Ontology annotation, molecular function: alcohol-forming very long-chain fatty acyl-CoA reductase (NADP+) activity.
UUCAUAUACCAAACAUACCAAAUACUAUCAUUUUAAAUAUCACUAUUUUUUUAUUUAGUGCAUGAGAUUAAUUAGAUAUUAAUCAUCUAAUAAUCAAGUGUUUACUAACUAAAUUUCCAUGGAAUAUUUUCUAGAAGGCAAAACUAUUUUCAUUACUGGUGCUACUGGUUUUCUUGCAAAGAUUCUAGUAGAGAAAAUACUUCGACUUCAGCCAAAUGUGAAAAAAUUAUUCCUUUUAGUAAGAGCUUCAGACACAAAAUCAGCCAAAAAACGUUUUAAUGACGAGGUUAUGCAGACUGAAUUAUUUAUUGUUCUAAGAGAAAAAAUAGGUGUAAAUAAUCUAAAUUCUCUCAUAGAAGAGAAAGUAUUUCCAAUUGCUGGUGAUAUUUCAUUUGAGGAUUUUGGAAUUGAAAAUUCAGAGAUGAAAAAUGAAAUGUUCAAAGAAAUUGACAUAAUCAUAAACUCAGCUGCAACUACUAGAUUUGAUGAGAGAUAUGAUAUUGCAAUGAAUAUCAAUGUCCAAGGUGCUGUUAAUGUCCUCAAUUUUGCUAAAAGAUGUGUAAAUGUGAAGAUUAUUAUUCAUGUAUCAACUGCUUAUGUUUGUGGGGAAGGUGAAGGAAUAAUACAAGAAAAAUCAUUCACUUUGGGUGAAACACUAAACAAAAAUUCAAAAUUAGACAUUGAUGUUGAGAAGAAAGUGAUAGAGGAAAAACUCAAAGAACUUGAAGCUCAAAGAUUGACAAGAAAAGAAGUGACAAUGGCCAUGAGAGAUCUAGGCAUUCAAAGGGCAAAUUUGCAUGGGUGGCCAAACACAUAUUCCUUCACAAAGGCAAUGGGAGAGAUGCUUUUAGGACACUUAAAAGAGAAUCUACAACUUGUUAUAAUACGUCCAACAAUUAUUACUAGCACUUAUAAAGAGCCAUUUCCAGGAUGGAUCGAAGGAGUGAAAACAGUGGAUUCUUUUAUUUUGGCAUAUGGUAAAGGUGUAUUGAAUUUCUGCUUUGGUGAUCCAAACUCAAAAAUUGACAUGAUUCCAGGUGAUAUGGUGGUGAACUCAAUACUUGCAGCAAUUAUAGCACAUAUUGGAAAGGAUCGAUAUUAUUCUUCUCAAGAAUUAAUAUAUCAUAUAAGUUCUUCGAAAAGAAAUCCCCUAAAAUCUUCAGAUAUUCGAUUAUUUUUAUUUCAGUACUUUACCAAAAAUCCAUGGAUCAACAAAGAUGGGAAAAUCAUCAAAGUGGGAAUGCCUACACUAUUUAGCAACAUGGAUAGCUUUCAAAAAUACAUUUCAACCUAUUAUUGGCCAUUGCUAAAGAUAGUAGAGUUGGUCAAUGUAUUAUCAUGGCAUCGUUUUGACAAAACAUACACGGAUUUGAAAAGGAAGAUUGAUAUGUCUAUACGUCUAUGUGAACUCUACAAACCCUAUGUGCUUUUCCAUGGAAGCUUUGAUGAUUGUAACACUGAGAGAUUGAGAAUGACAAUGAAAGGCUACAACAUGGAUGAUAAGCUCAAUUUUGAUCCAAAUUGCAUCAAGUGGGAAGAUUAUUUCAUGAAGACUCACCUUCCUGGAGCUGUGAAGCACAUAUUCUAGGGGAUUAUUAAGAUUCUAAAAUAAGAUUCAUGUAUUAAUUAAUUAAUUAUUUAAUUCUUCUCCAGCUUAUUAUAUAAGAAUUAUGUAUUGUUUGCAAUAAAAGUGUUUACAUUCUUCUAAAUGUUUGUCUAGGACACAACUAUGCACUAUAUAAGAUUAUUGUCUAUGUG